Polychytrium aggregatum is the source of this 396-nucleotide messenger RNA. RefSeq names its product transcription factor, STE-like protein. NCBI's taxonomy places the organism in Eukaryota, Fungi, Chytridiomycota, Chytridiomycetes, Polychytriales. The record is from RefSeq and is a predicted model, not a curated record. Bases 1 to 396 code for a protein of 131 amino acids. Gene Ontology annotation, molecular function: DNA-binding transcription factor activity. Gene Ontology annotation, biological process: regulation of DNA-templated transcription; sexual reproduction. Gene Ontology annotation, cellular component: Ste12p-Dig1p-Dig2p complex; nucleus; Tec1p-Ste12p-Dig1p complex. The transcript has a single exon.
AUGCCCCCGACGGUCAGCAGCUUGGACGAGUUCAUCGCCACGGCUUCUCAGGCCUGGAAUCCAGACGAGCAGAUGCGCAAACACACCCUCCCCACAGGCGAGUCCGUCCACUGCGCCCUCUGGAAAGGCCAGUUCUACAUCACCGGCACCGAUAUCGUGCGGGUCGUCAAGGCCCGCUUCUACGAGGCCGGUAUCCCCAUCCCCUUUCUGCGCAAGUUCGAAGAGGGUAUCUUCUCGGAUCUGCGCAACCUCAAGCCCGGCGUCGAUGCCGUCCUCGAGCUGCCGCGGUCCGAAUUCCUCGAUUUCCUGUUCGCCAACGGCUGCAUCCGCACCCAGAAGAAGCAAAAGGUCUUCCUUUGGUCCUCGGUGCGGCACAACAUGCUCUUCCAGGUAUGA